GAGAUAAUUCGCGUUCUGAUAAGUUUCUUCUUAUUUAAAAUCUCGACGAUUCAUGACAACUUUUGAACCGAAUAAGUCCAUCGAUCCCUAUGAAGCUCUUCAACUAAAUCGAGAAGCAGCAACGCCUUCAGCUAUAAAGAAGGCAUACCGCAAAUUAGCCCUUAAAACACAUCCAGAUAAAUUACCGCAAGAUACGUCUGCAACGGCUAGAGAAGAGGCAAAUGCUGCCUUCCAAAAACUGAGCUUUGCUUACGCUAUUUUAAGCGACCCAAAGCGUAAAGAGAGAUACGAUCGCACUGGAAGCAUAGAAGAAAGCGAAUUUGACAGUGACUUUAAUUGGAUUAGUUAUUUCAAAGAACUUUGGACGGGUAUUGUCAGCUCGGAUACUAUCGAAGCACAAAUCAAAAAAUACCAAGGCUCUGAUGAAGAAAAGAGAGAUUUACUUGCAUGUUAUGCAAAAUGGAAAGGCGACAUGAACCAAAUUUUAGCAUAUAUGGAAGGGUCAACAGCUAAAGAUGGGGAGCGCUUUGAAAAGCUCAUUCGUGAAGCAGCAAAGGAAGGACUUGUUAAAGAAAUUUACAAAAAGUUUGAACAGACAACAACAACUAAAGCUCAUAAACAACGACUUAAGAAUGAAUUGAAAGCCCAGGCUGCAUUCGAUAAAAUGUCAAAAAAGGAUGGUUUAAAGAAUUGCAAUAAUAAAACGGAAGACACAGUAAUAGACAGUGCUGGUAAAGGCGACACAUCUGAUGAUCAACUUGCUCGACUCAUUCAUCUACGACAACAAGAUAGACAAGCCAAAAUGAACUCUUUUUUUGAUAAAAUGGAAGCUUCAGCUAAAAAAAGUAACAAAAGGAAGAAACGUACUGGGGAAGAGGACAUCGAUGAAGAAAGCUACGAUUUACCAACCGAAGAAGAAUUCUUAGCAAUACAGAAGAACUUAAUGAAGAGUAAAAAAAGUAGGAAAAAAGCUGGAAAUUGCUGAAAAGAAGACAUUGCAUGAACAGAUAAUCCAAAUUUCCAUUUCAUCAAUUCGAAUUAUUUCAAUUUAGUUCUUAAAAUGCAUAAUGUUAUAAAAGCGUUACUUCAAUUAUGACCAUUAGCG
Messenger RNA from Mycotypha africana, 1105 nucleotides. RefSeq lists its product as uncharacterized. The record is from RefSeq and is a predicted model, not a curated record. Lineage: Eukaryota; Fungi; Mucoromycota; Mucoromycetes; Mucorales; Mycotyphaceae. The transcript has 2 exons. Gene Ontology annotation, cellular component: cytoplasm; nucleus. Gene Ontology annotation, molecular function: heat shock protein binding. Bases 53 to 985 code for a protein of 310 amino acids.